Molecule: messenger RNA, 4272 nt
Organism: Lates calcarifer (barramundi perch)
Lineage: Eukaryota; Metazoa; Chordata; Actinopteri; Centropomidae
Product: meiosis inhibitor protein 1
Exons: 31
Coding region: 100-3930 (1276 amino acids)
Biological process (GO): meiosis I
Source: RefSeq, a predicted model, not a curated record
GGGUCAUAUAAGAUUGCGCCAUUUAACCUUUAGCUGCAACACUCAGGUGGCACGGAAUUCUGCCAAAUUAUUUAUCAGUUUUAUGGCAAAACGACCGGAAUGACGAGCGGGGAUAUUGUUUAUGACAAGAUCCACUUCAGACAUGACCCAAAAUGGAGCGGUCGCAUCGGUCCUGCAGAGGGCGGCGGGCUGCUGGUCUGUGUGGCCUGUGUCAUUGAAAUGAUUGAGAGUGAAGAUAUUGCGUCAGUGAGGAAGUGUUUUGCCUUGUCUAGUAUCAGUGGGGUGCUCAAGUGUUUUCCGGGGGCCUUGAGAGAGCUGCUCCAACAGGACCACAGAGUCUCUAUGCGUUUUACAGCUUCACUACUGGGGAUGCUUCACACCGUCGAGGACCCUGCCACUCUGGAAAAGGUUCAUCAAGUGCUGGUUCAGCUGCUUUUAGAGCUCCAGAGCGAGGUGUCAUUCCACUUUGUUUUGGAUGAGAUGCACAAACAGCUAAGUGACAGGCACAGUGUGAAAGGUUUCCGGCCCAUGUUUAACCUCCUGGGGGCCCUGGUGGAAGCGGUCCCCAACGUGGCCCAUAGCCUUGUGACUCAGUAUGUGUCCUUGUUGGAGCAUCUGUGCUCAGCCUUGCUUUACCCAGACGAAGCACUGAAGGCGUCUGUCUUAUAUGUGUGGCUUAAACUGUUCGGGACAGCUGGGGGCUCAGCAGCCCAGUCUUUGCCUGCUGCCAUCAGGGACAGAGUGUGUAUCCUGUUGCUGCAGACCUUGGCCAAUGCAGGCUCCCCAGAGGUCAUCAACAAUUGUGUUGGCCUGCUGUGGCUGCUGGUGCAGCAGGGCGAGGUGGUGUCAGUUCUGAUGAACAGCCCUGACAAUCAGAUCAUGUGCGAUGGGAACCAGAGCAUCCACACCAACAACAGCCAGAGCAUCAGCCAAAACCAAGAGCAACAGUCCCUUGACCACUGCCCUCUGCCUCUCAUACUGAAACAGUUGCUGCUGAGUGGUGAUGAGAUGUUGCAGGUGGCCAGUGCAAAGUGUAUUGUAUCUGUCCUGGUUCAUUCUCCCAGUCAGUACAGCGCUCCCUUCAUCAAGGCUGACGUACCUGAGUUUCUGUUUGACUGUCUGGCCAGUACUAAUAGUGAGGUGCUGCUGUGGUCUGCCUACAGCUGUUUGGUGUUACUGACCCAAGACCUGCUGUUCUUCACCCAGUGUCACUCUGUUUAUGGUAUUGAGUCCCUGGUGCGUAGUCUGAAGGAGGCUCUGCGGCUGUCCAACCUUGAAGUGCAGAAACAAGGUCUGCUGCUUCUUACUGAAAUACUGGAAAGACAACCCCCAAGUGUGCGUCUGUUCCCCAGUGGUCCAGGCUUUGUGGCAGUUUCAGAGGCUAUAAUAGCUGGAGUCUCCUCCUCUUGCCUGCUGGUAGCCACACAAGGUGCCAGUGCUGCCUCCGCCCUCCUCAGACUGAAUCACCAGUCUAGACCAGUCCAGUACAGGGAGUUAGAAGGAUUGGUGCAGGCCAUCACCAGCAGAUUCUCUGAGCUGCCCAUCCCCUCCCCUGUUCAUCGCCGAAACUCUGGGAAUCUGAAGAGGUCAGGCCUCAGCAGCCAGACCUCCAGGUCGGAAGGAUUUGUGCUCCAGGCCCUGGUUUGUUUUCAGGCUGCCUGCAGGUUGGCUCAGGACUGUGCAUCAGAGCCUGCUCUGAAGGAGAACACAUUCACAGCUCCAUCUAAACACAGCCAUGCACAGGACUCGCUGGAGUCUCUAUGUCACUGUCUGCUUCACUGCUGCGACUCCAUCUGGAUACCCACCGUCAUUAAACUGUGUGAGCGUGCACCCAGCGCUCAGACACUGCAGUACUUCUACUCCAUCCUGUCCUCCCAGUUCACCCUUCUUCCAUCUCUCAUGCCUGUCUUUGCAAAUAAGCUAGCGUCCUCUGGUUUCUACAGGCUGGCUCUGGAACACAAAGGCCUCCUCUGUGCAGGAAACAGGAACCCAAAUCUAAAUGCAUCUUGCUGUGGUUUUCUACAGAAACUCAGUAUGUGUCUGCUUUCCCAGUCAGACCCUGCCUCUGGCUCCUACCAGUAUGAUGUUGAGGAGGUGGAGAAUCUUCUGGUACACAACCUUCCCCCUCUGUGUUGUCGUCUGUCAGACUGGCCCUCUCUGCUGUGUGAGGCCCCUGGACUCCAGCUGUGUGAAUACAAAGGCCCAAGGGCCACUCAGUACUGUAUGGUGAUAUUGCUACACCUUGCCUUGCAGCAAGGAGACAGGCUCCUCCCAGACCAGACAGUGUUCUCCAGUGUGUUGUGGCUGUUGCGGUCAGUGCAGGAGCAGGGCAGCUGUGCCCCGUCUCACUCUGUGCUCCGCUCUGCCCUCUACCUGCUGGCAGUGACACAGGACAAGAGCCACAGCCUCGAUGGGGCUCCUUUGAACUGCAUCAGCAAGGCACUCUCCUCUUGCCAAAGCUUCUCUUCCCUCUACAUCCACCAUCCUGCACUCCUGCAUUUCAUCUGUCGCUAUCCGGAGCUAGCAGAGAAAUUCGGGCCCUCGGUCCUGGAGCUUUGGUUGACCAAGCAAGCACAGCACAGAGAUGCAGGGCCAACUGUGGCAGACGUGCAGGAGAAUAGAGAGAAGAGAAAAAUCCAUGCAGAUGAGAGGCAGGAUCAGGAGCCAGACACUGAAACCAUAGAGCUUUUGACUCUGAUGGAGAAGUAUCCAGCUGUCACAAUGACACUCCUGGACAUGCUUUGCACCAGGGAGGCCCCUCUGGCAGAACGAGCCCUGGGGGUGCUGGAAGUGCUUUUGCGUGGUCAAAGAGACUAUGAGGUAGAUUUAUGUGCCAAACUCAGACCAGCCCUUCUCCAGGCGCUACAGAGGCUCAGUGUGGAGAACAUGGGCCAUGGGCUCACACAGGGACACACUCAACAGGCAGUGCACUCACUCCCUCUGGUGCUGAGGCUACUUUGUGUGACACAGGCCAGCGACCCGCCAUCAUCUGCCUCCUACAGCAAGAUGGAUGGAGUGCACUUCAAGCUGCUCUACCAUGUAAGCAAUAUAGCAGGAAGGUUGAAGCCUGCCGACACAGAGAGCCUGCUGCCAGCCCUCAACUACCUGUAUUGCUGCCUGAGUCUGUCCCCUGCACAUUGCACUGACAGAGCUGUCUCCAUGCUGCUCUCCAACAGUGGACUGAUGGACCAGCUGCAGACAGUCCUCUCAUCCUCCUCCUCCUCCUCUGCUCCAUCCCCCUCUCCAUCAGCCUGUCCUCCUUCAGCCCUGCUGUGUUGCAGCCAUCUUCUCCUGUCCUCCCUCAUUACCUUGCAGUGUGUUCACUCCGCUCAGGUCCAUAAGAGCAUCAGUUGGAGUCUGGACACAGCUGUGCAGCGACUCCUUGUUCAGAAAAGAAGCACAGACAAUCUCUUGCUGGUCAGCUGCCUGAGAUUGCUGCAGGCUCUACUUGAUGUUGACCUAGCAUCAGCCGUGGUAUGUGUGAGCACUAGUCCUGGCUUGGUCGGGCCCAGACCCCUUGGGGUCCAAGACGGAGCUUUGUACCCGCUUGGCUCCAGAGGAGCCCAGUGCCUCUCAACUGCUCUCAGUGGACUUCUUUUGCAGCUCCUGCAGCACAGCAGCACAGCAGUGCUGUGGGAGCCUGACCUGCUCCAAGUGAUGGAGGCGGUGGAGAGGAGGGGGGUGAAGGAGCUCAGCCAGGAAGCAGCACAGGCCCUCAGGCUCCUUCUCACACAGAUCCAGAGCAGUGUCCUGCAGCCGCCCCCCACAGAGGAACACAAGCAGAGAGUGAGGAAUAUGAUGGAGGCCCUCGGCCCACAGACACUGGCGGAGAGCUGCAGCCCCAGUCUGCCCAGCAACAUUCUGCGUGUUGGAGAUGUGUCCAUCUGUCUGUCUGACUUUACACUGAGAGCGGCCGGAUGUUCCAGCUAACUGACACAAAAUUUAGAAAUGAAUAGACCAUUAUUUUCUUUUCAUUGUUCAUUUAUUGUUACAUUUCUUUGAUCUGUUUUUUCUGUUCUUGUCUUAAAGCAGCAGCUUCUGCUUAAACCUUUGUGUCACAGUGAAAGAAUUUACUACCUGUAAUUGUUCUUUGAAAGUCAUUUAAAUUUCCAGGCUUUGUUUAAGAAAAGUUGCUCAGCUAUCAUCUUAGUUAUUAGUUAAUCUUGUGACUUUGUUACAGGUAAACCUCAGAGCUUUUCUAUGAUAUGAUACCAUUAAGUAUCAGUACAGGGUGUCUCUACCAUUAAAGACACUAUCAGACAUUGAACUUCA